AUGGAUGCUGCCCUCGGCGAGAAAAAUGUAUGCGAUUUUCGCGUAACUCAAAUUCAUGCUUUGUGUAUGUGUAUGAUAGAUUUGCCUGAUCGUCAUAUUCUCACAAUACUAGGGCGUGUAUUCAAAAAAGAUGACCUUGACGGAAUAGGGAAUAGUCCACUUUACUACAUCGCAGCAGCUGGGCGAAAGGAAGUCCUUCAAUACAUUAUUGUAUCAGGUAUUAACACUUGA
Molecule: messenger RNA, 231 nt
Organism: Sclerotinia sclerotiorum 1980 UF-70
Lineage: Eukaryota; Fungi; Ascomycota; Leotiomycetes; Helotiales; Sclerotiniaceae
Exons: 1
Coding region: 1-231 (76 amino acids)
Molecular function (GO): protein binding
Source: RefSeq, a predicted model, not a curated record